UGAUAUUAGUCAGUUUAUCCAAUCGAAAAUGUGGUUUGUUUCACACGUUUUCGUGGUAUUAGUUUUCAUACAAACAAGUUGUGCUGUACCUCCACAUCACUAUCCACAUCCACAUCAUCCACUACCCCAUCAUCCACUACCUCAUCACCCAAUACCUCAUCAACCUGAACUACCACAAUGCAAUGGUAUAUUUCCACAACAUUUCUCUUUUGGAGUAGCAUCUGGAGCAUAUGAACAUGAAGGCGCAUGGAAUAUAGAUGGUAAGGGCGAGAAUAUUUGGGACCGAUGGGUACACCAAAAUCCAGGAGUUAUAAUGGAUGGAACCAACGGUGACGAAACUGCUGAUGCUUAUCACCAUCUCGAUGAAGAUGUUGAAAUUUUGAACAACUUAACUGUGAGACACUACUCAUUCACAUUAUCUUGGGCUAGGCUGAUACCCCUUGGAUGUGGAGAGGUUAACAAAGCUGCCGUGCGUCACUACCAAAGACUUCUUUACCUACUUAAAGAAAAUCGUAUUGAACCCAUAGUGACACUCUACAACGGAGACCUUCCUCAAGCUCUCGAAGACCAAGGAGGUUUUCUAAGUGAUAACUUUGUUUCUUGGUAUACCGAAUACGCUAAGAUCGUAUUUGAAUGUUUUGGAAGCAACGUAAAAUAUUGGAUUACAUUUAAUGAUCCAACAACUCAAUGUCAUGAAGGAUAUGGAGUAGGAACUUUCCCACCAGGUAUCAGUAAUAAUCCAGGGGUUAAUGAGUACAUCUGUGGGCAUAAUAUUCUAAAAGCCCACGCUAGCGUGUAUCACUUGUAUGAUGACAGCUAUAGACAGACUCAGAAAGGGAAAAUAUCAAUUGAAUUGCUUGGACGUUGGCAUGAACCUGCUACAGACUGUCAAACCGAUAUUGAAGCAGCAGAAAGAAGAAUGCAGUUCGAAAUAGGCUGGUUUGCCCAUCCCAUCUAUAUCGGCGACUAUCCUCAAGUUAUGAUUGACAGAAUCGGGGAAAUGUCAGAAUUACAAGGCCUAUGCGAAUCUAGACUACCCGUAUUUACUAGGAAAGAAAUCGAGUGGAUCAAGGACACUCAUGAUUUCUUUGGACUUUUAUACUACUUUGGUUUUACCGUGAGGGCUAUUGAAGAUGAUAGCUGUGUGUCUCCAUCAUAUGAUAGUGAUACUGGUGCUGAAAUAAUUCAACGAAUUGAAGGAGACGACACAUAUGGAAUUAGAAAACUUAUUGUUUGGAUAAAGAACCAGUACUGCAAUCCUUCCAUCUUCAUUUUAGGGAAUGGAUACGUAACAGGCAACCGUACUUUGGAAGACGAUGAUAGAAUCGAAUAUAUCAAGAAAAUAUUAAUUCACAUCAGAGCUGCACAGACCAAUGACGAUGCCAGAGUGUACGGAUACACAUACGGCACCUUUAUCGACGGAUUCAUACGAGCAUACGGUCACACGUUUAGGUUAGGAUUAUAUGACGUGGAAUUCGAUUGUCCUACAAAACCAAGAACUGCUAGAAAAUCUGUUGAAUACUUCCAACAUGUCUGUAAAUAUGGAUGCAUUGAUAACCCAUGUCCUCCACGCCAUCAUCAUGAAUAUUUCGGGGAACAUGUUAUAUAUUAAACCAAUAAAUUGUAAUUGAUAUAAAUAAAUAGUUGAAGA
Molecule: messenger RNA, 1651 nt
Organism: Psylliodes chrysocephalus
Lineage: Eukaryota; Metazoa; Arthropoda; Insecta; Coleoptera; Chrysomelidae
Source: the annotation of a GenBank genome assembly